This is a messenger RNA of Magallana angulata, 1407 nucleotides long. RefSeq lists its product as uncharacterized. The record is from RefSeq and is a predicted model, not a curated record. The transcript has 4 exons. The coding region runs from base 313 to 1407 and encodes 364 amino acids. Lineage: Eukaryota; Metazoa; Mollusca; Bivalvia; Ostreida; Ostreidae.
ACAUUUAUGGAUACUGAUUCAUAUUUACCGCCAUUAACUGUAUAUAAACUGUCAGAGUUUACUAUUGCGCAUGCGCAGCUUUUAAGCGUCAUUCGCCAUUUUUAUUCAAUGUUUACAUUUAGCUCGCAAAGUUUUUUAAAGUUUUUCCCUUAAUUUGAUGUUUUCACCGAGGCGCUUUACUUGUUAACCACCCUGGGAUUUUCCGAGGACUUUUGGAUAUUUGUAACGGUUUCAGCGAGCAUCCAAUUUCUUUUUUGCCAUUAUUAAUUGUGUCUGCAAAAUUACAGUGAUAAACCACCCAUCCUCAGGAUUAUGGCUUCCCGUUCGAAGAGAAGGAAAACAGUAAGCCAGACAGGUCAGACGGAAACUCACGCUCUAGUGAAAGAAUGUAUGGCUGCAGCCUUACCGGUAAUAGAGUCGGUGGUGAAGGAGUGUAUUGAAAGUAGAAACCGUCAGAGCAGUGAGUCUCCAGCAGUCCAACCUGGACCGUCUGUUCCUGAUAGACCUUCAACCCAGGAAUCGACGGAGACCGUAGUCAGGGACAACCCAACCUUUCAGGCCAUAAUUCAGUCAGGUAUUGAAUCGUCAUCCACCCUUACUGCUGUCCCUGAAAACAAUUUCCCCUUAGGGAUAGCAAGACCAGUGGGCCUAGGUGUUGACACGAAAAUUAAAGCGAAAAUUUAUGCGAAUGAAUACAUUAAGCUGGCUUCAUUAAUCCCAAAAUCAAGUUUUGAGCAGGAGCCCAAAUUUAAGUCAGUCGAAAAAGAUGGGCAAUUAGUGUUUAUAAAGGCAAUUGACAAUGGGUGUAUUAAAACUCUUCCUCAGUGGACUGAGGCCUUUCACGUGUUUGUAGCCAUACAUUGUACGAAAUACCCAUAUGAAGUUGGGCAACUCAUGACCUAUGCCCAAAUCAUCCAGGGGAUAGCAAAAUCAUGUGGGGAUGAUGCGGCCAUUAAUUAUGAUGAAAAAUUCAGACAGUGGCGCCAAGUUGCUCCAAGAGCAUGUCCUUGGGACAGAAAAAAUUCAGAGCUUUAUCACAAACAAAAUCAAAGAAGCAGCCCUUUCGAAACCCACACCUUUUACAGGGUUCGUUCAGGGUGUACCGUUCUUCCAAUUGAUGUGUCCACGCAGACCAGGUGUCAGGAUCUUCCCCCAUUUGCCUUCCCCGAAGUUCCCGAGAGCCGAGAAGACAUCUUGGCGUACAUUCAAUGGUUAGAGGGAUUGUCAUUCUCGGUGCAUCAGAGGAAGAAGGUGGCGGAGGAGAAGCUUCGUUCUGUGAUGUCAAACACUCCGGAUCUGCUGGCGGAGAGGGAAAAGCGGCGGAAGCAGUUGGAAGCAGAAAACCUGCGUUUGCGUAAGGAACUUGCAGAUCUAAAGGCGGCUCAUCUUCUUUUUCCAGAACUGUGA